Messenger RNA from Ipomoea nil (Japanese morning glory), 2938 nucleotides. Its product is annotated as protein ENHANCED DISEASE RESISTANCE 2-like. The transcript is spliced from 20 exons. Lineage: Eukaryota; Viridiplantae; Streptophyta; Magnoliopsida; Solanales; Convolvulaceae. The coding region runs from base 475 to 2664 and encodes 729 amino acids. Gene Ontology annotation, molecular function: lipid binding. The record is from RefSeq and is a predicted model, not a curated record.
UCCCCUUCCCCCUCUGUCUCAAUCUGCCCGAAACGGUUAUUUGAAAUGAGAGAAGAAAGACAGGAAAUGAAACCAAUGUAGAACAGCGAGAACAACGUAGGAAAGAGAAUAUACGAGGGAAAAUUUCCGCUUUGCCUGGAAACAUAAGAAAUCUUUGAAAUUGUGCAUUUUGAUUCUCUGACUCCCUGUUUCGGGAUCAGAGGAUCACACCCAUCUUCCCCCAAAUUCCAUAACCACUCUCCAUCUUUUCUAAUGCAGCGUUUGGAUGCUGAAAUUCUGUAAGGAUAAGAAAAGAAGAGAAAGUUGAGGAAUCUGGAGAAAGAAGAGAAGUUUUGGGUGUGGGCUUUUGGAGUCUGGUAGAAAUAGAUUGAAGUCGGAGGAGGAGGAGGGUCGGUUUUUUGUUGUAAAUUGGAGUUUUGUAUAGAAAAGGUGAAGAAAGGUUGAAGCUUUUGGUGAUUAUCUGGGAAUUAAUGCAUGGGUAUGGCUGUCCAGGAGAGGAACAUGGAAGGGUGGCUUUACCUCAUACGCUCGAACAGGUUUGGGCUGCAGUAUUCGCGUAAGAGGUAUUUCAUUCUUGAAGAUAACCGCCUUAAGACCUUUAAAUCAAUCCCCAGUUCUGGAAAAGAGGAGCCAGUGAGAAGUGCAAUAAUAGACUCCUGCAUCCGUGUCAUAGACAAUGGAAGAGAAAGCUACCACAGAAAAGUGUUCUUUGUUUUCACCUUGUAUAAUGCUUCUAACCACAAUGAUCAGCUUAAGUUGGGGGCAAGCAGUCCAGAAGAGGCUGGUAGGUGGAUCCAUAAUUUACAAGAUGCUGCUGUGAACCCAGAAAAAAAUUCAAUGUCUUCAAGAAGAAAGUGGCAACCUUUCAGAUUGAGUGUUUUAAAGAGGAGGAAACAUAAAAAACCUGUUGACCUUAUUUCUGUAUCGUCAAUACCUGAGGAUGAAUUGACAUCUGACGUUAUCGCUCCAUCUCCAUGGAAGAUAUUUGGCUGCCAAAAUGGUUUGCGCCUAUUCAAAGAAGGAAAAGACAAAGAUUCAAACGGGAAGCAUUGGCGUGAUCAUUCAUCAAUUAUGGCUGUUGGAGUAAUCGAUGAAACUUCAGAAGCUGUGUUCAGAACACUAAUGUCUCUUGGUCCCUCAAGAUCAGAAUGGGACUUCUGUUUUGAUCGGGGCAGCGUUAUUGAGCACCUUGAUGGACAUACAGAUAUUAUUCACCUUCAACUAUACAACCAUUGGCUACCAUGGGGGAUGAACAGAAGGGAUCUGCUACUGAGACGAUACUGGAGAAGAGAGGACGAUGGCACAUAUGUAAUUCUUUACCACUCUGUUGUCCACCAAAAGUGUCCACCGCAAAAGGACUAUAUCCGUGCUUGCCUUAAAAGCGGUGGACAUGUGAUAACUCCAAUUAAACUAGGCAAAGCAUCUGUUGUGAAACACAUGCUUGCGGUUGAUUGGAAAUGCUGGAAAUCCCAUCUUAAGCAAGCAAGUUCAAGAUCCAUAACCAUUCGCAUGCUCGGGGUAGUUGCAGCAUUGAGAGAGAUGUUUAGAGCAAAAGAAGGAAACCAUUCUUCAAACUUGUCAUUUUCAUUAGCAGAAAUGACUAUAGAUAUUGAAGCGCCUAUUGGUGAAGAGGAACGAAGAGAAGAAGGUGCAGUUGAUCCUACAAGGUGUGAAGAUGGAAUGGAGGAGCUUCUUUCGGAGCCCUCAAGUCUUGUAGGACUGGAAUCAGCGUGUGACGAGUUUUAUGAUGUUCUUGAGCCUUCAGAUGAUGACGAUGAAGAAGGAGAAGGGUGGUCUUCAGCUACAAGUCCAGAAUUUUGUGUGGAUGCAAACCAACAAAAAAUAUCGUCAGCUACAACUUUGAUGAAAAAAUUUCAUGAUCUUGCAGUUCAGAAAAAGGGUUAUGUCGACUUACAAGAAGUGGACUCAGAAGAAAGCGAACCAUGCUGCUAUGGAGGCACUCUUCAACAAGACUCAAACUAUAGCACGCCUUGCAGUUGGGCAGGCGGUGAUCCUUCGUCUUUCUUAAUCCGAGGAAAGAAGUAUAAGAAAGACCACGAAAAGAUAAAGGCGAAAAACACUUUGAUGCAAAUGGUUGCUGCAGAUUGGCUAAAAUCAGACAGGCGCCAAGAUGAUCUUGCUGGUCGCCCGGGAGGCAUAGUUCAGAAACAUGCAGCUGAUGAUAGACCGGAGUUCUUUUUAAUCGUUAACAUUCAGGUUCCAGGAUCAACUACAUAUAGCCUCGCUCUAUAUUAUAUGUUGAAAGCUCCUUUGGAAGAUACUCCUUUGCUCGAGCGUUUUGUCAAUGGAGACGAUGCAUUUAGGAAUUCGAGGUUUAAGCUCAUACCAUACAUUUCUAAGGGGUCGUGGAUAGUGAAACAAAGCGUUGGUAAGAAGGCUUGCUUGAUCGGUCAGGCGCUUGAAGUGAACUAUUUCAAGGGCAAGAACUACUUAGAGCUUGAUGUUGAUGUUGGAUCAUCCACAGUUGCAAGGGGGGUUGUUAACCUUGUUUUGGGGUACUUGAACAACCUUGUCAUAGAAAUGGCAUUCUUAAUACAGGGUAACACACCAGAAGAGCUGCCAGAGUUCCUGCUGGGAACGUGUCGUCUCAAUCAUUUAGACGUUUCGAAAUCUGUUUCCAAUGAUGAACUUGGCACCAGAUAGAUCAUAUAUAGAUGAAGGAUAUUCUUUCACAGACAUUAUUGAUCAGGACAAUCCUGCAACCUAAGAGAGAUGCCUAUAUAUAUGUCUGUCUGUGGUGUAUGUAUGUAUAGUUGUAUAGGCAUUCUUUGCCUCCAAGAUGAUUGAAUUUUGGAGUGUAUAAUUUCUUUUUAUUUUGUAGUGAGGGGGUGAGAAGCUGCCCAGAUUGUAAAGAGAUAAUGCUUUGUUCGAUGUGUUGUGUCUCAUGUCGAAACAUAAAAACGUUCACCUAUAAGAG